AUGCAUGCGUGGGUGAGCGACCCGAUCAAAUCUGCGAUCAGCUCGGGCAACCUUGCAAUCGUGCAGUUGCUGCAGCGGCACGGGGCGACUCUGCAGGGUCGGCACAUGGUCACCGCCCUGUCCCGAGCUGAGCGUCCAUCUAUGGAGAUGCUGCAGCACCUGGCGCCGGCCCUCGGCCCAGGCGUGUGGCGCGAGUGUCUCACCUCGCCCGCGCUGCAGCGAGGCGACGUCGCCGUGUGCCGCUUCCUCGUCGAUCACGGCGUCGACAUCAACUUCGCAUUCGGCAGUGGUUGCGAUCUCGGUCUGUGCACAGCUCUGCACCACGCCGUGCUGUACAACUACGAGGAGAUGGCGCGAUGUCUCUUGGAAUGUGGCGCACGCGCUGACGUCAAAACCAAGGGCAUGCGCAUGACGGCCUUGAGCCUCGCGCGUCAGUACGCCAACAAAGCGUCGCGAGUCGUCACCACGCACCGCCCUGGCAAGCGGAAGCGAAAGAGCACCAGCGAGGCCGACAAGAAAAAGAACGAAAACGACAACGAAAACGAAAACGAAGAUAAAGAGGACAAAGAGAAGAAGAACGAAGACGACGACGACGAAAAGAAUGAUGACCACGACGCCAAGACCAAGCCCGCGAAGAAGAAGCAGAAGCAGAAGGAGGCGUCGGCAGAAAAGCGCGAGGAGAAGGAGCUGGAGGCCGAGGUGCGCCGACUGGCCAAGCUCAAGGACGACGCCAAGCUCGACGUGUUCACUCUCCGGCAGAUGCUGCGGCGCCGGGGUGUUCUCGCUGGCGACGUGCCCAAGCGCAAGCUGCCGCUCCUCCAGCUCACCGUCGACUGGCUCUCUGCCGGCAACUGA
Molecule: messenger RNA, 855 nt
Organism: Acanthamoeba castellanii str. Neff
Lineage: Eukaryota; Discosea; Longamoebia; Acanthamoebidae
Product: ankyrin repeat-containing protein
Exons: 3
Coding region: 1-855 (284 amino acids)
Molecular function (GO): protein binding
Source: RefSeq, a predicted model, not a curated record